AUGUCGACGUGUGGAGAACUCGUGGAUGCUCUCCUCUCGUCAGCUGACCUCUUCUCAUGGCUUCAUACGCCUUUGACAACGUCAACUGAAGACAAGCCGAGUCCUGUGCCUGAAGACUGGCGGCAUUCGUUUGUCCUCACCGAAGUCGUUGGUGACAUCACUCGCUAUCUCCCGCCGCACUCGCUCCUCGCUCCCAUCAUUGCUCGAUGGCCUGCUCUCAUUGGUGCGCCCUCGCUCCGUCUCAACGUCCUCCAUUUUAACGCCGUCCGUGCUGCCGCCGCUGAUCAUCCUGCUGUCCUCGCUCUCCUCACCGCAGAUGCUGCAGAGCAGAUCAGAGCUGGCAUCCUCCAUCUCGACGUGCCUACCGCUGCCAAGCUCGCUGGUCUGGUCCUCGCCGUCACCUGGGGCGGCGCGGCGUCCAAGGCCCAGCUCCGCGCUCUUGAUGCUGGCCGGCUUUCGGAUGUACUGCCGCGCUCGAUGGUGAGCGUGCACAUGCCGGGCGUGUGGCGGGCGCUGCUUCUGGACGAGGCCUCCAAGUGGGACGGCCUCGACACUGUCGGCGUUGCCCAAGUCCUGCUCUCCGAGAUGGCCCUUGUUCCGGGCGCAAACACGCUCUGGCUUGCGCCGUGCUCGUGUCUGCAGGUUGCUGACAGCCAGGUUCGCAUCGGGGUGGCAGAGGAGGGCGUGCGCGUGCUGAACGUGCCGUCCGGCUCGCUGCUCCUCGCCUUUGCCCACUCGAAGAUCAAGCGCUGGGCCGUCGGUCAGGGCUCGCUCGCUCUCGAGAUCCACCACCUCUCGGACGUCUACCAGUUUGUAAUCCACACUCCGCAAGCAUCACUCCUUGAUGCUGCCCUUCUCAUGUGUGUCCGCGAGGGCCUUCACAAGCGCUCGCUCCAUGCCGCCCGCACCAUGGCCAUGGCCAAGCGCUCGUCGGACCCGUCCGCCACCCUCUUUACCUCGCCUGGCCCCGGUGGCGAUGGUACUCGCCCGGGCCCACCUGUCCUUCCAGCUGCGCCAUCGCCGCCGCCUUCGCUUCCCUCGGCCCCCUCGUCGCGUCCCUCGUCGCGCCCAUCGUCGCCUCGCACCCGCAAAAGGGUCGUCAAGAAAAAGCGCACUUCGGCCCGCUCGCGCACCCCGCCAGCUCGCGGCCGUGGCCGUGGCCGUGGCCGUGGCCGCGGCCGCGGCAAGGCACGUGGCCGUUCCCGAACCCGAGGAACCGCCCGCACCCGUGGCUCCGCCCGCGGCACCACCCGCCGAGUCGUCAAGCGCCGCCCGGCAUCGUCGCGCCCGACAUCGUCGGCCUCCGCCUCUCGCCCAGCCUCGCCGACUGGACGCCCCAAGUCCGCCACCGCCAAGUCCCGCCCAACUCGGCUCGUCACCAAGCGCAAGGUCGUGGCCAAGCGCGGGACGCGCGGCAAGACCAAGGCCUCUCGUGCCAGAUCGCGAUCGGCGUCGCCAGCAGUAGCGGGCGAGACCAAGACCAAGACCAAGACCAAGACCAAGACCAAGACGAAGCGCGUCGUUGUCCGCAAGAAGCGGGUCCGCAAGCGAGGCUAGUUCGCCAUCUCGGUUGCAGUUCACUCGUGUGUUUACACCAGCCAGUACUCGUGCCAGAGGGCAACCUUGAGCCCGGGAUUCCGCGCCAGGUAGUCGGACAUGGCCGCGGCCGAGAUGCGAAAGUAGACGGCAUCGGACUCGCUCGAGUUGACGAGCCCGGUAGUGUGGACGGCGGCCGAGACGUUGCCGGUGUGGGCGGCCUCGAGGGCCGACAGUUCGCAGAGGAAGGCCGAGCGGGUAAAGGUGCGGGUCGA
Messenger RNA from Thecamonas trahens ATCC 50062, 1811 nucleotides. RefSeq lists its product as uncharacterized. The coding region runs from base 1 to 1557 and encodes 518 amino acids. NCBI's taxonomy places the organism in Eukaryota, Apusomonadida, Apusomonadidae. The record is from RefSeq and is a predicted model, not a curated record. The transcript has 2 exons.